Molecule: messenger RNA, 1586 nt
Organism: Fundulus heteroclitus (mummichog)
Lineage: Eukaryota; Metazoa; Chordata; Actinopteri; Cyprinodontiformes; Fundulidae
Product: deoxycytidine kinase 1
Exons: 8
Coding region: 503-1303 (266 amino acids)
Biological process (GO): nucleobase-containing compound metabolic process
Cellular component (GO): mitochondrion; cytoplasm
Molecular function (GO): ATP binding; deoxyguanosine kinase activity
Source: RefSeq, a predicted model, not a curated record
ACCUAAAUGCCUGCUGCCCGUCCAGCAGAAACCUUCACCCGUGAUUUACUUCACAACAAUCUGGAACUGAACCAUCAUCCUUUCCAGAAGACGUCUCUGUUGGCUUUAUCGCUGCCUGCAUGUGGAAACAAAGACAUUCAUGUCCUCACAUGCUCAGGUUCCGCAUCUGCAAUAUAAACAUCCGGUUAAAGCUUUUCCAGAUUGCAUGUCAGCAGCUUAAUUAAUUAAUUAAUUAAUUGACCCCAGAGAGCCAGACCCGAACCCACAGGAACCUGUUGGUGGCGCUGAUGCGCCAUUCUGCGGCCUGCACAGAUAAAGACAAACAAUAGAAGAAGAAGAAGCUCCGCCCCCGGAAAGAGAACUCUGCGCGCCGAGUUUAAUCUGCGAAGCGGCUCGCGCGCUUUUCAAGCUCAUUCUGUGUCCCCGCGCGCUCAGAGAAGGUUCACCUGAGCAGGUAAACCGGCGCAGCCUGCGAGAAUCCUUCCGCCAUCAGCGGCCAGACAUGGCGACUCCUCCCAAGCGGCUCCGCGGAGCUCCGGCCGGCUCCCCGCUCCGCGGCUCCCGCAGACACAGGAAGGUCUCCAUCGAGGGAAACAUCGCUGCAGGUAAAUCCACCUUCGUCCGGAUCCUGCAGGCCGCCUCGGAAGACUGGGAGGUGAUCCCAGAACCGAUCGGGAAAUGGUGCAACGUGCAGAGCGACAGCACCGAUGUUUACCAGGAACUGAGCUCUUCCCAGAAGAGUGGAGGGAACCUCCUGCAGAUGAUGUACGACAAACCCAGCCGAUGGGCCUACACCUUCCAGACUUAUGCUUGCCUCAGCCGGGUCCGAGCCCAGCUUCAGCUUCCAUCAGCCAAACUGCAGCAGGCGGAAAAUCCGGUUCAGUUCUACGAACGCUCCGUCUACUCAGACAGGUACGUGUUUGCUUCUAAGCUGUUUGAGAGCGGCGACCUGCUGGAGACGGAGUGGAGCGUUUAUCAGGACUGGCACACCUGGUUACUGAAGCAGUUUGAAGCGGAUAUCGCCCUGGACGGCAUCAUCUACCUGAGAGCCCCCCCACAGCGCUGCAUGCAGAGGCUGCUGCACCGCGGCCGGGAGGAGGAGCAGGGGAUCCCUCUGGAGUACCUGGAGCAGCUUCACCUGAAACACGAGGCGUGGCUCUACCACAGGAACCUCAGGCUGGACUUUGAGUACCUCGGUGAGCUUCCUGUUCUGGUUCUGGACGUUGACGAAGACUUUCAGAGCGAUCGGAUCAAACAGGCGGACAUCGUUGAUCAGGUCCGGGAGUUUCUCACCGCUCUAUGAAGCUCCACCAAUCACAGCUCAGGGCGUCGGCAGCAGGCCUUCUGGUUGGAUAACAGCUGCUCAUGAUGUCAUCUUUUAAUGACUUUGUAAAGUUUUGUUUUUCCUGUGUUUUUUUUUUUUUGUUGUUUUUUUUAUAUAUAUAUAGUUGAUGUUAAAUGUUGGGGGGGGGGGGGUAUUUAAGCUUCAGUUUCUGUGUGUGCUCAGGUUUCCUACACACUGAGGUGUCAGUGAACCUGUCACAAUGCCUUUAGGCUCUCUGUAAAUAAACUGAAAUCAAACCCAG